Molecule: messenger RNA, 693 nt
Organism: Mytilus trossulus (common blue mussel)
Lineage: Eukaryota; Metazoa; Mollusca; Bivalvia; Mytilida; Mytilidae
Product: whey acidic protein-like
Exons: 5
Coding region: 1-693 (230 amino acids)
Cellular component (GO): extracellular region
Molecular function (GO): peptidase inhibitor activity
Source: RefSeq, a predicted model, not a curated record
AUGCCACCAGCGCCAGCCCCAGCACCACCACGGAAUCCUCUCAAGCCUGGAAAGUGUCCAGCAUUUAACCUAGCUGCUUUAACGUGCCAAGCAGGAGAACUUCCAAGGAAAUGCUAUAAUGAUCUCAGUUGUCUAGGAAGACAGAAAUGCUGCAGAAGAUUAUGUGAAUUCGUUUGUUUGAAUCCUGCUCUAGUUACGAAAUCUGGCAAUUGUCCAUUUGUUAAUUUGGCUCUUGUAGAUUGUUUCGCCGGUCCCUUGCCUAGGCAAUGCAGUAAUGAUGGAGGUUGCCCAGGGAAACAGAAGUGCUGCAGACGAGGAUGUGCAAUAGUUUGUAGAGAUCCAGGAAAUCCUUGUCCUCCAGAGCCAGUUUGUCCUUCCUCACCUGUAAGACCUGAUCAAUGUGAACCAAUGUGUAUAUUUGAGUACGAGACGUUAAAUGGAAUCACAUGUAAAAUUCGAUGCACUCGGGGUCCUUUGGGCCCUAGACCACGACCAGGACAGCUUUGUCCACCAACAGGGGUAGGUAAAUACCGUCACAAAAUAACCAAGUGUCCUUUGUUUCAUCCCCCGUCUAAACCAUCACCUACAGAACCAGAACCACCUGCACCUGCACCGCCACCACGGCCAUUCCAGUUAAUGUCUGAUACGGGGGAGUGGAUGGUUAUUUCUGAGGGGUGUAAAAUUCAUACAUAA